AUGAAUCUCGCAAGCAUCCAGGGACAAAUUCAGGAACCCUUCAUGGUAGCAAGCAAUAGAAUGGCUUCCAACACCGACAGCAUAUCAGAAUUUGCUGAGCUAGACCCUUUAUUCGAGGGUCUGGAGGCUUUUACCGCCGAUCAUUUACUUGACUUUCUUUCUCGAGACGGUCCAGCUGAUGAUACACCUUUGAACCCGGGCAACGCACCUCCAACCUUGAGCUUGCCGACGGUCGUUGAAGAAAACAAUCCAGACAAUUUCUAUAAAUUCAAUGGUGGUAGCAAAUAUCCGAGCAACAGGAGCCUGAGGUAA
Messenger RNA from Penicillium cosmopolitanum, 312 nucleotides. RefSeq lists its product as uncharacterized. Bases 1 to 312 code for a protein of 103 amino acids. The transcript has a single exon. NCBI's taxonomy places the organism in Eukaryota, Fungi, Ascomycota, Eurotiomycetes, Eurotiales, Aspergillaceae. The record is from RefSeq and is a predicted model, not a curated record.